AUGUACUCAGAGACUCUACUCAACAUGUACUCAGAGACUCUACUCAACAUGUACUCAGAGACUCUACUCAACAUGUACUCAGAGACUCUACUCAACAUGUACUCAGAGACUCUACUCAACAUGAACUACAGCAAUGAAACCAUUGCAGAGGAGAUUGAGAUCCCCUCAGUAUUCACCAGCUACUACGCCUCCCAAAUUCUCAGGACCUUCAUCAUUCCUGAACAAGGGGCCUAUGUGAUCCUCAAGCCGGAAUUUGCCUUCCCACUCUCGUACUAUCUCAUCCCCUUCACCGGAGUGGUGGGCAUGAUCAUCCUUGUGAUGGUUGUCUUCCUGAUUGUGCGUUGUGUGCAGUACAGGAAAAGGAUGAGGAAAAAUAGGCUGACCAAGUUCACUAAAGGUGAUGAAUAUGAUGUUUGUGCUAUUUGUCUGGAUGAAGAGGGAGACAAACUGCGAGUUUUGCCUUGCUCACACGCGUACCACAGCAAGUGUGUGGAUCCCUGGCUUACAGGGACUAAGAAAACUUGCCCUGUGUGCAAACAACGUGUAACCCGGCCCAAUCCGGAGUACUCUGAGUCCGAGUCUGAGGAUGAGAGGGCAAGUGGUCGAGACGAAGAGGGGGGGAGGGCGAAGCUGACACCGAGCGCACCCCUCUGCUCCGCCCAUCCAACCCAGGCUUCCCCUCUGGCAAUCCAGGGGCCUAUUCUGCCACUGUCACUACAGUAA
Molecule: messenger RNA, 723 nt
Organism: Coregonus sp. 'balchen'
Lineage: Eukaryota; Metazoa; Chordata; Actinopteri; Salmoniformes; Salmonidae
Source: the annotation of a GenBank genome assembly